GCACACACAGCCGCCCUCCGUUUCCAGCUACAGAGAGAGAAUUCGUCCCGGAAAAAGAAAAAAAAAAUCUCCAGAGAGAGAGAGAGGGGAGGAGGAGCACGCCGUGAGCUCAGGAGGGGAGAGGCCGGCGGCGGCGCGGCAGAUCGGCCUCAGCGCCGGUGUAGCUCGCACCGGUCGGCGUGGGGGGACCCGCGAGCCCAUGCGUCGGUGAGGUGGUGGGGGCCCGCUUGGCGCACGAGUUGGAAUGGCGGCGGCUGCGGCGGCGGGGAGCUGGUGGGCGGUGGUCCUUGCGGUGGCGGUGCUGCUCGGGCCGGGACGUGUCGUCGCCAACACCGAGGGUGAUGCUCUGUACAGCCUGCGGCAGAGCUUGAAAGAUGCUAACAAUGUCUUGCAGAGUUGGGAUCCCACUCUUGUUAAUCCAUGUACAUGGUUCCACGUUACGUGUAACAACGAUAACAGUGUUAUCAGAGUUGACCUCGGAAAUGCACAAUUGUCUGGUGUCCUAGUGCCACAACUUGGUCAGCUGAAAAAUCUCCAAUAUUUGGAGCUUUACAGCAACAACAUAAGUGGAACAAUACCCCCUGAACUGGGGAACUUGACUAACUUGGUCAGUUUGGAUCUGUAUAUGAACAACUUCUCUGGCAGUAUCCCUGACAGCCUGGGGAAUCUUCUGAAGCUGCGGUUCCUACGUCUUAACAACAACAGCUUGGUUGGUCAAAUUCCUGUAUCCUUGACCAAUAUCUCCACUCUCCAAGUACUGGAUCUCUCGAACAACAACCUCUCAGGACAAGUCCCAUCAACAGGCUCCUUUUCACUCUUCACCCCUAUUAGUUUUGCCAACAAUCCAGGCCUUUGUGGCCCUGGUACUACGAAGCCCUGCCCUGGGGCUCCUCCCUUUUCCCCGCCUCCUCCAUUCAAUCCUCCAUCUCCCCCAACCCAAUCAACCGGUGCCUCUAGCACUGGAGCAAUCGCUGGAGGCGUUGCUGCUGGUGCAGCAUUGGUGUUUGCUGUUCCUGCAAUUGCAUUUGCAAUGUGGCGCCGUCGUAAACCUGAAGAGCAUUUCUUCGAUGUACCUGCCGAAGAGGAUCCAGAAGUCCAUCUUGGUCAGCUCAAAAAGUUUUCGUUGCGGGAGCUUCAAGUUGCAACUGAUAAUUUCAGUAACAAGAACAUUUUAGGAAGAGGUGGUUUUGGAAAAGUGUACAAGGGAAGGCUUGCUGAUGGCUCUUUGGUAGCAGUGAAAAGGCUAAAAGAGGAGCGAACACCUGGUGGUGAACUUCAGUUCCAAACAGAGGUUGAGAUGAUUAGCAUGGCAGUGCACAGGAACCUUCUCAGACUUCGUGGUUUCUGCAUGACGCCUACUGAACGGUUGCUAGUCUACCCAUACAUGGCUAAUGGGAGUGUGGCAUCACGUUUACGAGAGCGACAGCAAUCUGAGCCACCUCUUAAGUGGGAAACAAGAAGACGGAUUGCGCUUGGAUCUGCAAGAGGACUUUCUUACUUGCAUGAUCACUGCGAUCCCAAAAUCAUCCAUCGGGAUGUCAAAGCUGCAAAUAUUCUUUUGGAUGAGGACUUCGAGGCAGUUGUGGGUGAUUUUGGGCUUGCCAAGCUUAUGGACUACAAAGAUACCCAUGUCACAACUGCUGUCCGUGGAACAAUUGGACACAUUGCUCCUGAGUACCUAUCCACUGGCAAGUCCUCUGAAAAGACUGAUGUUUUUGGCUAUGGGAUCAUGCUUCUGGAGCUUAUUACUGGCCAGAGGGCAUUUGAUCUUGCUCGUCUUGCAAAUGAUGACGAUGUUAUGCUUCUUGACUGGGUGAAAGGACUGCUGAAGGAGAAGAAGGUGGAGAUGCUGGUGGACCCAGAUCUGCAGAACGCCUACGAGGAGAUCGAGGUGGAGAACCUGAUCCAGGUGGCACUCCUCUGCACGCAGGGCUCCCCGUUGGACCGCCCAAAGAUGUCGGAGGUGGUGAGGAUGCUCGAAGGUGACGGCCUGGCAGAGCGCUGGGACGAGUGGCAGAAAGUGGAGGUGGUGAGGCAGGAGGCUGAGUCCGCACCGCUCCGCAAUGACUGGAUCGUCGAUUCCACCUACAACCUUCGUGCCGUGGAGCUAUCCGGCCCAAGGUAGCCACUCGGCGACUCAGACGAAAGAAUUCAACACUGAAUUGCCAAGAUUCAGUCUAAUUGCUGCUUGUGUAUAUGAAAGGUAGCUUUUGGAAUUGUUAGCGACAAUUUGAAGGGAUGGUAUCUUUUUUUUUUUGGAUUCCUCGCUAGCCUCAGAAGUUGGGGGGUAGGCUGCAGUUGUGUUAAGGUGAAAAUUCGUAUAUCUGAGGGUGAAUUUCUAAAGCAUUGUUGUAGUGGUCUGGGGAAUGUAGCAGCGAUCGUCCAAUUCAGAACAGUGUUACGUUUUGUCAUAGCUUAGUAUGCCUUUCUGCAUCUUGAAAAAAAAAUUAUGUUUAGGUUUUUCUGUGUAAAACUACAAUAGUACAAUGGAUAAUCGUUGAAUCGACGAUACACAA
Messenger RNA from Sorghum bicolor (sorghum), 2516 nucleotides. Its product is annotated as LRR receptor kinase BAK1. Lineage: Eukaryota; Viridiplantae; Streptophyta; Magnoliopsida; Poales; Poaceae. Gene Ontology annotation, molecular function: ATP binding; protein kinase activity; protein binding. Gene Ontology annotation, biological process: protein phosphorylation. The record is from RefSeq and is a predicted model, not a curated record. The transcript has 11 exons. The coding region runs from base 245 to 2125 and encodes 626 amino acids.